Penicillium pulvis is the source of this 11961-nucleotide messenger RNA. RefSeq names its product Acyl transferase/acyl hydrolase/lysophospholipase. The transcript is spliced from 7 exons. Lineage: Eukaryota; Fungi; Ascomycota; Eurotiomycetes; Eurotiales; Aspergillaceae. Gene Ontology annotation, biological process: secondary metabolite biosynthetic process; fatty acid biosynthetic process. Bases 1 to 11961 code for a protein of 3986 amino acids. The record is from RefSeq and is a predicted model, not a curated record. Gene Ontology annotation, molecular function: 3-oxoacyl-[acyl-carrier-protein] synthase activity; fatty acid synthase activity; phosphopantetheine binding.
AUGUCAAAGAACGCUCAAAUGGGAGGGGAGCCCAUUGCGAUUGUGGGAAGUGCUUGUCGAUUCCCCGGUGAUGCUACUUCCCCAUCGAAGCUUUGGGAAUUACUCAAAGAGCCCCGAGACGUCUUGACUGAAAUACCAAGAAGUCGAUUUAAUCCCGAUGCCUUCUAUCAUCCAGAUAGCUCUCAUCAUGGGACAAGCAAUGUCCGCCACUCAUACGUCCUAUCUGAUGAUCACCGGCUGUUCGAUGCCCAGUUCUUUGGGACCAAGCCCGUGGAAGCCAACGCGAUUGAUCCUCAGCAACGUCUUCUGUUAGAGACAGUAUACGAGAGUCUUGAAUCAGCCGGACUGCCCAUGGAGAAAUUGCAAGGUUCCGAUACUGGUGUGUAUGUGGGAUUGAUGACGAAUGACUAUGCAGAUCUCCUGGGUAGAGACAUCCAGAACAUUCCUGCAUAUUUCGCGUCUGGAACGGCAAGAAGCAUUCUCUCCAACCGUAUCUCCUAUUUCUUCAACUGGCAUGGUCCAUCCAUGACCAUCGACACCGCUUGCUCUUCGAGUCUGGUUGCGAUGCACCAGGCAGUGCAAAGUUUGCGUGCCGGUGAGACAAGGAUAGCGGUGGCAGCUGGAACGAAUCUUCUUCUGGGCCCUGAACAGUAUGUCGCUGAGAGUAAAUUGAAAAUGCUCUCUCCCACAGGACGAUCACGCAUGUGGGACAAGGAUGCGGACGGAUAUGCUCGAGGUGAUGGUAUUGCGGUUGUCGUCCUCAAACCACUCAGCACCGCACUUGCCGACGGUGACCAUAUUGAGUGUGUUAUCCGUGAGACUGGAACAAACCAAGAUGGACGAACGAAAGGAAUCACGAUGCCCAACCCGCAUGCCCAGGCAGACUUGAUCAGAUCUACCUAUUCCAGAGCGGGACUGGACAUAACCAGAUUUAUUGACCGGCCUCAAUAUUUCGAGGCUCAUGGAACAGGUACCCCUGCAGGAGAUCCAGUAGAGGCGGAGGCCAUUAGCACAGCUUUUUUUGGUCCCCAGGCAGAUUACUUCCGAAAGUCCGAAGAAGAGCCACCACUUUUCGUGGGAUCGAUCAAAACUGUCAUUGGGCACACGGAAGGGACGGCAGGCCUGGCAGCAGUGCUCAAAGCUUCAUUGGCGCUGCAGCAUGGUGUCGUUCCUCCCAACCUUCUUCUGAACGAGUUGAACCCCGCGGUGGAACCUUUUUGCAAUGAUCUUCAAAUCAUAAAGAAGGCCCAGGACUGGCCCAAACUCCCAGAUAAUGCAGUUCGUCGUGCCAGUGUGAACAGCUUUGGGUUUGGUGGGGCAAACGCUCACGCAAUUUUGGAAUCGUUUGAAAAUACAAAAGGCAGUACGAGAACACAUUCCACUUCUCCUCCAUUAACACCGUUCAACUUCUCCGCUUCGUCGGAAAACUCACUUUCUGCAACGCUGGUUCGAUACUCUGAUUACCUGAAGGGUCAAGCUCAUGUGAAUUUGCGUGAUUUGUCAUGGACUCUCAACUGUCGUAGGUCUACACUACCCGUGCGAGUGACGAUCUCAGCGUCCAAUGCAACCGAUCUCAUCACCAAAUUGGAUAGGGCUGCACAAUCACCCAUUGAAUUUGCACCGGCUUCCAAAACACAAAGCAUCAAACAACCCAAGCUGCUCGGCAUAUUCACUGGUCAGGGUGCCCAAUGGGCUCGAAUGGGAGCAGAGUUGCUCGGAUCAACGCUGGGCGCCGAAUGUAUUGCCAGCCUUGAUUUCGCUCUCCAGAAUCUUCCACGAGAUCAUCGGCCGUCUUGGUUGCUAAAAGACGAAAUCUUGAAAGAUGCCGCGUCAUCCCGCAUUCGUGAGGCUUUGUUCUCGCAAUCCCUUUGCACAGCAAUUCAGAUCAUGUUGGUCGAUCUGCUCCGUGCGGCGGGCAUUGUAUUUACUGCUGUUGUUGGUCAUUCAUCGGGAGAAAUCUCGGCUGCUUAUGCGGCCGGAUAUUUGACUGCAGAGGAUGCAAUUAAAAUUGCGUACUAUCGUGGGUGGGCUUUACAGUAUUCAGCAGACAUCAAUGGGGUCAAGGGAGCGAUGAUGGCGGCAGGAACGUCCAUCGAAGAUGCCCGGGAACUUUGCGAUAUGCCGACUCUCGAGGGUCGAAUCUGUAUUGCUGCAAGCAACUCCUCUGCCAGUGUCACUCUUUCUGGCGAUUUGGAUGCCAUUGAGGAGGCAAAGGAGGUGUUCGACGACGAAAAGAAGUUUGCACGGUUGCUCAAAGUUGAUAAAGCAUACCAUUCUCACCACAUGCUACCGUGCGCUGCUCCUUAUAUUGAAGCCCUUCAAAACUGCAGAAUCCGAAUCCAAAAUCGCUCGGACAUUGCUACAACUUGGAUCUCUAGCGUCUAUGGUAAGAACAUUGAAACUGUCAACGAUAGCCUGGUGGACACAUACUGGAGCAAUAAUAUGGUCAAUCCCGUUCUUUUCUCACAGGCCGUGAGCUAUGCGACAGCUGCACUUGGACCUUUCGACAUGGCGCUCGAAGUUGGCCCUCACCCAGCACUCAAAGGCCCUGCCUUGGCAACAAUCCAGGAGGUUUCUGGAAACGAGGUUCCUUAUACUGGAACAUGCAACCGGGGAAAAGAUAGCAGAGAAGCAUUCGCGUCAGCGCUUGGAGCAAUAUGGAUAUCCCUUGGCGAGAAUGCAGUUGACUUUGCGAAAUUCGACAACAAUGUCCUUCCGAAUGGGCCGAGGCGACUUGUGAAGGGGCUACCAACAUAUUCGUGGGAUCAUGAUAGAAUCUAUUGGCACGAAUCUCGCAUCUCGACAGCAUUUCGAGAUGGUAGCGAGAAGUUCCAUUCCCUGCUCGGAGUGAAAUGCCCAGACGGUACACAGAAAGAGAUUCGCUGGCGAAACUACCUCAAUACUCGAGAAAUUCCGUGGCUUACCCACCACCAAGUGCAAGGACAGAUCGUAUUUCCAGCAGCAGGUUAUAUAUCCGCAGCUGUCGAGCUUCUGAUUGAACGAUACGAAAUUUCAUCGAUCAAGUUGAUUGAGUUGCAAGAUUUUAUCAUUGGUCAAGCCCUUGUUCUGGAAGAGAAUGUUGGGGUGGAGAUCGUCUAUGCUUUGAAGAUCUCUGAUGAGCAGGAGGGUUCCGUGACAGGAGCCUUUAACUGCUAUUCCGAUGCAAACAAAGGCUCGGCAUUCAUGUCACUGCAUGCUUCCGCAAACAUCAAGGUUAGUCUCGGUAAGCCUAGUCAUCGCGAACUACCACUGGGUAGUGGACACCAAGGUUCAUUCUUGGAAGUUGAGACUGAUCGAUUCUACAACUUUGUGUCCGACCUUGGAUUUGGUUACACGGGUCCAUUCCACGCACUUUCGAAUCUGAAAAGGAAAAUGGAUCACGCUAUUGGGGCUAUCGCUGUUCCAAUAGAAGACAGCACGGAGAGACCUCUGCUGAUUCAUCCCGGAUCGCUGGAUGGUGCGAUCCAGGCAAUUAUGCUAGCGUACUCCUUUCCUGGCGAUGGCCGCUUACGCACGCUAUAUCUCCCAACCAAGAUUGACAGUAUUCGGAUCAACCCAACUCUCGCCUUGGAAUUGGGAGGUCCCGGCUCAGAGCUUCCAUUUUACUCCUCGGUCGCGAGUGCUAGGUUCUCCGAGCUCUCUGGAGAUGUGGACUUAUACUCAUCUGAUGGCCAAUGUACAGUUGUGCAACUUGAAGGGCUUCACACAACUCCUCUCACCCCCUUGACAGUCACUACUGAUGUACCAAUGUUCACCGAGAUCCAAUGGGCCCCCGAAGAGCCGACAGGGGCUGAAGUUGAUGUCGAGGUGGAUCUCCACGACCAGGCUGACAUUUUGGCAAUGGAGCGUGUUGCGCACUUCUAUUUGAAAAAUCUCCAAUUAUCAGUAGGUGAAACCGAGAUUCCAGUGCUGGCAGCGCACCACGCCCAUUUGCUCUCAUACUCCAGUCACUGUGCCUCAAUCGUGAAAUCAAAUGAGCAUCCCUGGGUCCCAUCGAGAUUCAGUGAUGACACUGCGACGGAUAUUUCGCGGGUGCUUUCCAGAUACCCGGAGAGCAUUGAUAUGGAAAUCAUGAGACGGGUUGGAGAGGCAUUACCAUUGAUUGUCCGUGGACAAGUCAACUUGCUUGAAGUUCUCAUGCAGGACAACAUGCUAAGCCAAUUUUACUCCGAGGCAUCUGGCAUCCAGUUGUACCUGAAGCAGGUUUCCAAUAUCUGCGGUCAAAUCAGUAAUCGCUAUCCACAUUUAAAUGUCCUGGAAAUCGGUGCCGGCGCUGGCGAGCACACUGAAUGGAUUUUGCAUGGAUUAAACCAAGGGUUUGCUUCCUACACUUACACGGACAUAUUGGAUAGUCAGUUCGAUGAGGCGCAAGACAAGUUCCAAAAACACCACGCCAAGAUGACAUUCAAGGUUCUGGAUAUCGAAAAAGACAUCGCAGAACAAGGAUAUGGCCAGGAAUCAUUUGAUCUGGUGAUAGCCUCGCUUGCACUCUAUGCGACAAGUAGCAUUGAAGCGACACUAUCCAAUGUUCGCCGCCUUAUCAAACCGGGCGGCUACUUGUUGCUCUUGGAGUUGACGAAUCCAAAUGUGAUGCGAUUUGGUCUCAUCUUCGGUGGGCUUCCAGCAUGGUGGAUGGGGCAUUCCGACGGACGUACCUUGUCGCCGUGUGUCUCCACGGAGAAAUGGAUUCAAUGCAUGGAGAAAGUGGGAUUUUCUGGCAGUGAUGUCUCCAUAAGCUGCCAACAGGGGUCACCUGUGCCAUUUUCUGUAAUGUUGACCCAGGCUGUCGAUCAACGAGUGAGACUUUUACGCGACCCCUUAGCGCCGACUAAUGAGACGUUGGGAAUUGAAUCAUUGACGAUCAUUGGCGGGCAAAGCUCUUUCACGACCUCACUGGUUUUGAAUGUGAGGGAGGCAAUUAGCAAUCACUACGGAAAAAUCAUGCUUUACCCUUCACUGGCGGAUCUUUCUCUGACAGAUCUUCGAGUUAUGGGCUCCGUGCUCUGUUUGUCCGAGUUAGAUGAGCCCGCGCUUAUGUCGAUGUCACGCCAAACACUGAAAGCCUUCAAGGCGUUGUUCGAGAAAAGCAAAAACAUUUUAUGGGUCGGGUAUGGUGCACAAGGUGAUAAUCCAUCUGCCAACAUGAUUGUUGGUGUUCAACGAACACUCCAGGUGGAAAUGCCCCAUCUAAGAAUGCAGUUCAUGAACCUUCAUUCUCUCCAAGACGCAAGGUCGGAUCUCAUAGCAAGAAAGCUCCUCCAGCUCGAUGCUACGGACACCUUGGAGGGAAAAGGGCAACUCCAAGAGAUUCUGUGGUACAGGGAACCUCAAAUCACCUUGCGCAAUGGGAAGUUCUUCAUUCCUCGAUUGAAACUGCACACCGAGAGGAAUGAGCGAUACAACUCUUCCAGACGGCUGAUCGUGAACAGUGUGCCGCGAGAGACCUCUGUGGUUGUGGUUGACAAAUUCGACGGUUACUAUCGAGUCUUGAAAGGAAAAUAUUCAUGCUCCGCAUUCUCACACAGUAGCGUGCAAAUCCAGGUCACUAACUCUCUACUACGCCCUAUCAUGAUAAAUGAAACGGAUCAUCUAUUUUUGGUGACUGGAAAGGAGUGCGAAACGGGUGCCGACGUUGUCGCAUUUUCAGAAUCUCUUGGCUCAUGCAUACACAUACCGACAUCUUGGCGGGUUCAAUGCGGGAGCUCAAAAGGCGAGCCUCUCCAGUCGAUGGUCUGUCUUUACUCGCACUUCAUUGCUCAGGCGCUCUUGAAAGAUGUCAUCCCUGGAAGUACCAUUGCUGUCCUUGAGCCCGAUUUUGCACUUGCGGCAGUGCUUACACAACAUGCAACGCGGAGAGGGAUUCGUAUGGCCCUUUUCACCACAGAGAACAGGUCUUGCUCGCAGCCGUGGAUUUUUAUUCACAGACACUCUGCUAGACGUGAUAUGAUGGCAAAUAUACCCCCGAAUGUUGUCAAAUUGUUCAAUUUCGCAGGUGACCAGAACGUGCUAUCCCGCCUUCGGGACGGCUUGCCAGAUGAAUGCCGACUGGAAACCGAGCGUACCUUGACAAUGCAGUAUUCCCACUACUCAACUAGUUCUACCGGCGCAGAUGGGGUCGGUUCACAGCUACAAAAUUUGUGGUUCAAGGUUCAGAUGGAACAGAGCCCAGUCAACGUGAACAGGCUUCCAAGCUUCACACUGACAAGUCUCAUCAACAGCCAGCCAAGCACAGAUAAACAAGCCCUUCUCACCUGGGAGAAUGAGAACCUGCCUUUACAGGUCUUUCCCGCAACCUCUAUAGUAAGAUUCGACCAAAGCAAAACAUAUUGGCUCGUUGGGCUUGCGGGAGGUCUUGGUCUUUCUCUAUGUCACUGGAUGGCUAGGCAAGGUGCCAGAUAUAUUGCCUUGUCUAGUCGUAAUCCAAAGGUGGAUGCAGCUUGGAUAAUGCAAAUGGCUGAGAGUGGAUGCACAGUCCGGGUUUUUGCCAAUGAUGUUACAAAUCGUGAGUCCGUGGCGAGUACCUAUAAUGAGAUCGCCAACACAAUGCCACGAAUCGGUGGCGUUGCACAGGGAGCUAUGGUUCUUCAAGACACAAUGUUUCUAGACCUAGAUUUACCUGGGCUAGAGAAGGUUCUGCGGCCUAAGAUUCAAGGUAGUAUUUUGCUGGACGAGCUCUUUCCGGAGGACACUUUGGAUUUCAUGAUCUUCUUCUCGUCUAUGGCUGCGAUCACCGGCAAUCCUGGGCAAGUCGCCUAUAAUGCUGCAAACAUGUUCAUGGCUAGCUUGGCCGCUCAACGCCGGAAUCGAGGACUAGCUGGAUAUGCCAUCAACAUCGGAGCAAUCGUCGGCAAUGGUUAUGUGACACGAGAGUUGAGCAUGGACCAACAAUCAUAUCUUUACCGAGUCGGUCACACCUGGAUGUCAGAGCAGGACUUCCGGGAGGUCUUUGCCGAAGGAGUUCUGUCCUGUAUUGAAAGAACGGGGGAUUCAGAGUUGUGCAGUUCUUUGAGGAUUGACGAGGAUGAGUCCAAAAAUUGGAUUGCUAAUCCCGUUUUCCAGCAUUUGGUAGUCAAGUCCAACCCGUUUGCUGUGACAAACAAGAAAAACAAAUCAGGAGUUCUUGCCAGACUUCAACUCCUGGAUGCCACCUCCCAUGCGGAGGUUUUGGAGAUUCUUCAAGAUGCCUUCACGAUCAAACUACGAUCUGCCCUCCAAACAGAUCCGGAUAAGGAAAUUCUCGACUUGAGUCCAGAUGAACUCGGAGUGGAUUCACUUGUUGCUGUAGAUCUUCGGUCUUGGUUCAUUAAGGAGGUUUCUAUCGAUAUGCCAGUUCUGAAGAUUUUCAAUGCGGCGUCGGUGCGAGAUCUCCUCGAGUCAGCGGCCUGUCUUCUCCCUGAUACCCUGAUUCCUAAUGUGAAUAACGACGAGGAAGCCGUCUCCAACGCUCCUGUAGCCAUGCUUCCUCGCUCAACCCAGAUAAGCCCUCCAGAGCCCGAGUCUGCGCAGAAUAUCCCGAUUUCGGAGUAUAGUGAUGAGGCAAAGGUGUUGCACUUGGAGUAUGCUCCAUCAAAUGAUGUUGGAAGUGCAAGUUCGGCAACAUCUGCCCGGGCCGGUGAUUCAACUUCGGAACAGGGUGAUGAGACAUCAUCAUCUGCAAGCUCUGUUGAAAGCUUCACAGAUGAAGGUUUCGACCAAAAGCGCCAAAUUCAGCGAACUCUUCCAAUGUCGCACGGGCAGUCACGAUUCUACUUUCUGAAAUCAUUCGUGGAGGAUCAGACCGCAUUUAAUGUCACCCCAGUAUUUGAAGUAACUGGACACUUGCGAAUUGAUGACUUGGCCCGAGCAGUUGAAAAGGUUGGACAGCAUCAUGAAGCUCUAAGGACAUUUUUUUUCCUCGACCAGGACAAGCAAGGAAUGCAGGGCGUUUGGACAAAGUCUUCAUUGCGACUAGAACGCUUCCAGAUUAGCCACGAGAAAGAGGUUGAGGCUUUCAAAGGCCGGAUGGGAUCGUAUGUCUUCAAAAUUGAAGAUGGAGAAACACUUCGCAUACAGCUACUUUCCUUGCGAGGCGAUAAGCACUGGCUGAUAUGUGGCUUUCAUCACAUCAACAUGGACGGCAUCAGUUUCGAGAUAUUUUGGUCGGACCUCGAGAAAGCAUACAAAGGACAGUCUCUUUCGUACGACAUGCUUCAAUACCCGGAUUUUACUUUGAGACAGCUAAAUGACCAUGAAACUGGUGCCUGGGAAAAGAGCCUCGAGUACUGGAGAGAGGAAUUCACCGAUAUUCCCCCGGUCGCGCCUCUACUUCCAUUCUCUCGUCUGCCAGCUAGGCCAAACGUUUCAGGCAUUGGUACCCACAAUGCCCACAUGCGUCUUGGAAAGGGUCUUUCAGAUGAAAUCAGAAAGUGUGCAGCAAUGUUUAAAGCGACCCCGUAUCAUCUCCAUCUCGCGAUUUGGCAAACUCUUCUUUUACGCCUCUUCGAUGUGGAAGAUAUAUGCAUCGGCCUCGGAGACGGUAAUCGCACAGACCCAGAUGUCAUGCAAAGCAUCGGAUUGUUCCUCAACCUUGUUCCAAUCAGAUUCCAUCGCAAGCCUUCCCAGUCGUUUGGAGAGGCGUUGAAAGACACGAAAUCCAUCUCUCAACAGGCAUUUUCACAUGCUCAUGUUCCAUUGAGUGUCAUCCUCUCUGAUGUGAGUGUGCCUAGAUCUACAACACACAGUCCGCUGUUCCAGGUGUCAUUCAACUACCGUCCCGGGAUUGCGGAAUCUCGCACGUUCUGUGGGUGUAUUGCCAGCGGAUCUUUAUUGACGACUGGCGGGAUCUCCUAUGAUCUUCAUCUUGAUGUUGUAGAUAUCGGCGGUGGAGAAACAUCGAUUUACUUGUUGGCCCAGAAGGAUCUGUAUGAGCUGCAACAUGCGGAAAUACUUCUUCGCAGUUAUUACAGUCUCCUACGAGCAUUCAUUCAAAACCCUGCCACGAGGGUCUUUUGGCCACCAUUAUUCUCAACAGAUGACGUCGACGAGGGUUUAGCUGUGGGAAGAGGACUUGAAAUGGAGAACCCGUGGAGCGAGACCUUGGUUCACCGUAUCAGCGAGGUUUCAGCAUCCUACCCUAACCAUGUCGCUCUUAGAGAACCAGGGGGGGCUGAGCUCACAUACUCGCGCUUUUCAAGUCGAGUCUCCAGCAUCGCAAUUGAAUUGCUCCAAAAAGGAAUACAUCCCGGGGAUACUGUCGGGGUGUUUCAAUCCCCGGGUGUAAAUUGGAUUUGCUCAAUGAUGGCAAUUUGGCAAGUCGGUGGAACCUACGUGCCUCUGGACAGAAAGUCUGGAACCGAUCGAUUAUCUACCAUCAUCUCCGAGACUGCGCCUCGUGUGAUUCUCAUUGAUGCAUCUACUGGGCAGGAUUUUGGUCAACUGCAUACCUCAGUAAAGCCGCUUGACGUGUCUUGCCUUCGCGAACAUCCGGGUACCCCAGCACCAAAUCUCGCGAAAGCCACACAACUAGCCGUUGUUAUGUAUACGAGCGGCUCAACUGGCGUACCAAAAGGCAUCAUGAUCAACCACUCCGCAUUUUCAAAUCAAAUUCAAGCUUUCAGCCAGGCUUGGGGUAUUCGGGAAGGAAAGGAGGUGGUCCUGCACCAGUCUUCCUACGCCUGGGAUAUGUCCAUUUGUCAAAUCUUACUCUCCCUCAGCAAUGCAGGAACUUUGAUUAUUGCUGACGCCCAACAUCGCCUCAGUCCGGCGGCGCUUGCAAGUCUCAUUCAAUCUGAAAAUGUGACCACCACAGUUGCAACCCCUACAGAGUACUUCUCUUGGAUUCGCCAUGGGGGCUUGCAGUUAAAAGAAACACAAUGGAGCCUUGCAGUCUCUGGAGGUGAAAGUGUUUCCAAAGCAUUGAUGCACGAGUUCCAAUGUCUUGCGAAACUUGAAUUGACACUCAUCAAUGCUUAUGGCCCGGCCGAGGCAACAAUGGCGUGCAGUUCAGCAGAAAUUCCCUACAUGGAUAUUGAUAUUGCAGCAGAAGACAGAUCUCUCGCUCUGUACACCUUACCCAACAACUCAGUAUAUAUUGUUGACGAAAAGCUCAAUCCAGUCCCCAUUGGCAUGCCAGGUGAGCUAGUGAUUGGAGGGGCAGGUGUCGCCAUGGGCUAUCUCGAUGCCGACAAGAACAGAGAACGAUUUACGACAGACCGCCACGCAAGUUCCUUUUUCCAGGGCCAGGGGUGGACCAACAUUCAUCGUACCGGCGACCGGGCACAACUGACAGAGGAUGGCGGUCUUGUUCUCAUGGGUCGUAUCAGCGGUGACAAUCAAAUCAAGUUGAAUGGAAUUCGCAUCAACGUCGAGGAAAUUGAGGCUGCGAUUUUGAGGGAUGCCAAGGGCAGAGUUCUGCAAGUGGUAGUCUCCCCUCGUUCGUCCACUGAGGAACCCAGUCGAAAUUUCGUGGUUGCCUUUGUCGUUGUAGUUGACUUCGAGACAAUCGAAAUGCAAACAGAAUUUUUGGAGCAUCUUGCUCAAGAUCUCGCGCUUCCACAAUACAUGCUUCCGGCAGCGAUAAUUCCAAUCGACGCACUGCCUCAGAACAUCUCCGGCAAAGCGGACCGGUCAGCCAUCAAGAGCCUGGUCAUUCCACAAAAUCCGCGCCAGGAAGCCAAGAGAGAGGAUCUGUUACCUUUGGAAGCUUCUCUCCGUCAGCUUUGGCAAGAAACAAUUCCUCGGGAUGUUGUUUCACAUCACUCAAUUCAAUCGCAAUCAGAAUACUUCCAUUGUGGUGGAAGCUCUCUAUCCCUCGUUACCUUGCAGUCUUUGAUAAAAGAGAGGCUCGAUGUAACGGUAUCAUUACAUCAGCUAUUUGAAGCAAGUACCCUGCACGACAUGGCCUCUCUGAUUGGAAAACAAUCGACUGUCAAUAUUGGAGCAUCCGUCGAUUGGGAAAAGGAGAUCGAUGAACUGCUUGCAUCUUCUCAGGAUACUUAUCCCAAGCUUUCUGAUCAGAAUUCGCCCUCCAAGUCCAGUGUUGUGGUUCUCACGGGAGCAACUGGAUUCAUUGGGAAGGAGAUUUUGCGUAAUUUGCUGGAUGAUGAAAACGUUCAAGCGGUACACUGCCUUGCUGUCCGAAGCCUGUCCGCUGGCCUACCCGACAUUUUCUCGCAUCCGAAAGUCCGUACAUAUGGUGGAGACCUUGGGGCGCCAAGAUUGGGACUGGCAGAUUCUGAUGCGGUCUCAAUCUUCAGUUGCGCCGAUGUCAUUGUUCACAACGGGGCUGAUGUCUCUUUCAUGAAGACCUACCAAUCGCUCAAGUUGACCAAUGUGGCGUCUACGAAAGAGCUUGCCAAGCUUGCUCUUCCACGUCGCAUCCCCUUCCAUUUCAUAUCUUCUGCAACUGUUACGAGACUUGCAUGCCUACCCAGCUUCGGGGAAUCAUCUCUCGCUUGUUACAGUCCUUCCGCAAUUCCAGACGAUGGCUAUAUGGCAGCCAAGUGGGUAUGUGAGGUAUACCUGGAGCGGGUUAGCAGGCAAUUUGGCCUCCCAGUCUGGAUUCACCGUCCAUCAAGCGUUUCGGGGGCGGAUGCGCCGCAGCUCGAUUUGAUGAGCAACAUAAUGCGAUAUUGUCAAGAGACGAAGAGUAUUCCGGACACGAAGUCGUGGCCCGGGGGCUUUGAUUUGAUUUCUGUGGAUUCGGUAGCGGAACAGAUUGUGGACGCGGUACAUGAGUCUGGUCUGUCUGCAGGAUGUGAGGAUGUGCGAUUCCGUUACGAAUCUGGAGAGCUUGAGUUGGGGCAGGAGGAAGUUCAAGAGGUCAUGGAGGCUGGAACGGGUGAAAAAUUUGAAGUAGUAUCUGUUGCGGAAUGGGUUGAUCUUGCUGAGAAGGCAGGGAUGAGUGCGUUGCUGGGAAUGUACUUACGAAAGGCUACGGAUGGGCAGGUGCUGCUCCCUAGAUUGAUUAAGGGGAAGAGGUGA